UCUUGAUCACGUACACCACAUACACGAUGGACGCUGGUCGCGCCUUCUCCUCUGCAUCCCGCUCGUUAUCGUCCUCGUCCCUGAAGGACAAGCUGUCAAAGGUCUCGAAGCUCAGCACCACUCCUCUGCGACCGGUCGCUGCCCAUGUCAAGAAUAUCGACUUCGUCCCGUCCAAGAUCCCCCGGAAACGGAGGCUGCAGAUGCUCGCUGUUGCAGUAUGGGCGCUCCUGAUACCCAUCACGACGUUUUUGUUCCUCAUACUAUGUUCUUUUCCACCGCUGUGGCCAUUUUUAGCGGCGUAUCUUAUAUGGAUAAGAUGGAUAGACCGGAGUCCUGAGCAUGGCGGGAGGAUAAGUCCGUGGUUCCGCUCGAUGAGGUUCUGGAGAUACUUUGCCGACUACUACCCUGCAUCGUUCUUGAAGGAAUGCGACCUCCCCCCAGACCGACCUUACGUCUUCGGGUAUCACCCUCAUGGCAUCAUUGGCAUGGGUGCCAUGGCCACUUUCGCCACCGAAGCCACUGGAUUCAGCGAACAGUUCCCUGGGCUCACUCCCCACCUGCUCACCCUAGCCACAAAUUUCACCAUGCCCAUAUACAGAGACAUCAUCCUCGCCCUGGGCAUAUGCUCCGUCAGCAAGCAGUCCUGCUCGAACAUCCUCAGCAGCGGCCCCGGGCAGGCUAUCACAAUCGUAGUAGGAGGCGCAGCAGAGAGUCUUAGCGCUCGGCCGGGCACGGCCGACCUCACGCUCAAACGGAGGCUUGGCUUCAUCAAGAUUGCUAUACAACACGGAGCGGCACUGGUCCCUGUAUUUUCUUUCGGCGAGAAUGAUAUUUAUCAACAAAUGCCCAACGAAAAGGGAACCACAAUAUAUGCCCUACAGAAGAAAUUCCAGAGCGUCUUCGGCUUCACGUUGCCCUUGUUCCACGGUCGGGGCAUGCUAAAUUAUAACCUUGGUUUGAUGCCGUAUCGACGGCGGAUCGUGUCUGUCAUCGGUCGGCCCAUAUUAUGCGAGAAGUGCGAGAAGCCAAGCAUGGAGGAGGUUACGCGGGUGCAACAGGAGUACAUCGCAGAGCUGCUCAGAAUAUGGGACACGUACAAAGAUCAAUUUGCUCGGUCGCGGAAGAGAGAACUGAGUAUUAUUGAUUGAUGGCGGAUGCUGACGAGUGCUGCUGUCCUUGUAUACAACAUCUAGAGGCACAUAUCAACACUUGGCCGUAAUAAGGAAAACAAGUUAUAUGACCAGCUAGAGGAUACAGUUCUCACGGGGUGUCGCUCAUAUGUUCAUUUUCCCCC
Messenger RNA from Gloeophyllum trabeum ATCC 11539, 1294 nucleotides. RefSeq names its product diacylglycerol acyltransferase. Gene Ontology annotation, molecular function: diacylglycerol O-acyltransferase activity. The transcript is spliced from 14 exons. The coding region runs from base 27 to 1148 and encodes 373 amino acids. Gene Ontology annotation, biological process: triglyceride biosynthetic process. The record is from RefSeq and is a predicted model, not a curated record. Gene Ontology annotation, cellular component: endoplasmic reticulum membrane. Lineage: Eukaryota; Fungi; Basidiomycota; Agaricomycetes; Gloeophyllales; Gloeophyllaceae.